GUUUACCCGAGGAAGUGACUGAAAGUUCGACAAAACUAAAAGAAGCAACGUGUUUUGACUUCGAGGACUUGCAGGGACAUUAGGGUUUUAGAGACUAUGGCGUCAGGGUUUUAGGGACGCUGAUAAUGAAGCAUUCGUUUUAUGGUGCUCGAUAUCAUCCCUCUAUCUUUGAUAUUCUUGAUGCCCGAGUCGACCCUUUUCCAAAGCCCACCAUUUAUGUCUUCAACAUCGCAAUCAAUUGUUUCUGUCACUUGAAAAGAGUGGAUUUAGGAAACAUCUCACCUAAUGUACACACAUUUACCACUUUACUAAAUGCUAUGUGUAAAGAAGGGAGAGUAAUUGAAGCCCAAAUUUUGCUAACAUUGAUGAUCCAGAGAGGUGAAACCCCCAACACUGUCACAUUCAAUGCACUGAUGGAUGGUUACUGUUUACUCGGGAAAGUAGACACUGCUAGAAAGCUGUUUGACUCCAUGGUUGACCAAGAUUGCACGCCUUCGGUUAUCAGUUACAAUAUCUUAAUAAAUGGGUACUCUGAAACCGAAAGAAUUGAUGAAGCCUUGAAUGUUUUUCAAGAAAUGUCCAAGAAAGGUACUGAUCCUAAUCUUAGAACAUACAAUAUACUCAUUGGUGGUUUAUGUCAUGUGGGUAGACUUGAUAAGGCACUUAUGCUUCCUGUUGAAAUGAAAUCUCAUGGUUUAAAUCCAGAUAUUGUGAGUUACAAUACUAUAUUAGAUGCACUUUGUAAGAACAGGAGACUUGAUGAGGCGUUAAAGUUGUUUAAAAAUCUUGAUGUUGAUGGUAUUGUUCCUGAUAUUGUUACAUGCAAUUGUCUGAUUGAUGGUAUGUGUAAAUCUGGGGAAACUGAUGAUGCAUAUGAGUUCUUUUUAGGUCUUUCUGCUAGAGGCUUGAAACCUAAUGUUCGUACGUAUAACAUUAUGAUUGAUGGAUUCUUGAAAAUGGGUGAACUUGAUAAAGCAAAUAUGUUGUUUCUUGAAAUGAAAGAAAAUGGUUGUGCUGCAGAUGAGAUUACAUAUAAGAUUAUGGAGCAGGGUUUUCAGAGAGUGAAUGAAACAAGUAAAACUGUUGACUUUAUGAAUGGAUCACUUGAGACAAGUUUAUCUGUGGAUGGAAUGAAGUUGCUAAUUAGAUUGUUGUCAACCAAGGAGUUAAAGGAUUCUUCCAGCUAA
Messenger RNA from Lactuca saligna, 1187 nucleotides. Lineage: Eukaryota; Viridiplantae; Streptophyta; Magnoliopsida; Asterales; Asteraceae. The record is from the annotation of a GenBank genome assembly.